GCCGACUUAGUCCUUAAGCCAUUUCAGGAAGAAGAUCCGUGGGGAGGCAAGAACACCCAGUGGAUGAUGAAGUUGGCGCUGGCAGGGACACAUGGCUUGGUGGAAGAGGUGAGGACAAUAGAGGAAGGGCCUACUCAAAUAGAGGAGCAUGAGCAACUAAUGUGAGGGAUGUAUCUGCUCACUAAUACGCUCCUGCAAGGAGACUUCGACCGGAGAGGCUCGUUUAGCCAUGAGGAGAAUGAAAUCCUAAUUCCUGAAAACCAGGAUGACGAGUUCGAAGAGGGAGAGAUUAAGGAGGCGUUUCGGGCGGAGGAGUAUGAUGGGAUCUACCGGGAGUUGGGGUUGCUCCUAUCAUGUGAGAUGAGAGAUAAAGACGCAAGUGCCAAAGCGCAGAAGAUGAGGCACCUCUACGUAGUAAGAGAUGACCAUCUGUUCAUAAAGCGGCAGGUCGGGAACCCCAAGAGGAUCAUAUGCGGGAGGAACGGACAUAUUGAUAUCAUAGCAGCCCUGCACGAUGGUAUAGCAGGAGGGCACAGAGGGAUAGGUGCCACAUGCACAAAAAUAAGCGAGCUCUACCAUUGGGAUGGAAUGCUGACGAUGGUCAUCAAGUACUGCCAAUCCUGUAUACCUUGCCAGGAGAGGUCAGCGCAAAGGCCGGGAGAGCCCCUACACCCAAGGUUGGAAAGGGAAGUGGGUGCGGUUAUGCAUCUAGACCUGUUGUUUAUGCCAGUUGGGGAAAAUGGGUGCAAUUACGUCUUCGAUGUCCGGGAUAACCUUACUGGGUUUGUGGACGGUCGGGCUAUCCGGACGAAGACUGGCCCAGUUUUGGCAAACUGCAUCGAGGAAUACUACCUGCUCUAUCCUUUUGUCAAGGAGUUCGUGAUGGAUCGAGGAUCGGAGUUUACCUGCAAUGAGGUGCGGACCCUGCUUGCAGGGUAUGGGGUAGUGGCCAACUAUACUACGGCCGCGCACCCUCAAGCAAACGCUCCUGUGGAGAGGGGGCACAGUACCAUCAUGAAUCUCUUGGCUAAGUGGACAGAGGGCAAGCCUGGUCAGUGGCCGAAAUUCCUGCGAGCGGCUUUCUUCGUGGAGAAUGUUACUGUGAAGAGGACUACCAAAUAUGAGAGUCGGAGAGAGACAGCUCGCCGAAAGGCACAAAAGAUGGGUCAGACAACUGAGGGUGCAGAUGAGGCAGUAGAGAUUGGGGAGCUGGGUUUUGCCGCCACUAGAAAGGCCAUCGAGUGGGUGGACAAGGAGAUAAAGCAGACAUCCAUCGAGGCGUUUCAAAGGUACUCCCUGCUUAGUGAUGAACUGGCCCUCAGGAAAGACGAGGUGGAACAACUGACUGCCCAACUCGCAGAGGAGAGGGCCGAAAACAAGGCCUGGCAAACUCGCCUGGAGGCAAAGGAGGCUGAGUGGGGGACAAAGCUCAAGGAAAUGGCGGCCGCAGUGGAAAGACUUGCCGCUACCAAGGUGAUCGACUGGACUGAGCAGAGCAGGUACGACAUCCAAGGCAAGGGGGUGCAAGGGCUGUUUGGCCAAGAGGAGGCAGCAGAGGCAUCUCGGCAAGAAAAGUUGGGGAAGGUAUUUCUGGGCCCGACUGAGGUAGAGGCAAGAAAGGAAGCCUACAAGGGAUGCUUUGAGUUCAAGGCUCCCACUGAGCUGGCUUCGCAGCAGGAGGCCCCUACUUCGGCAAAUACCCCUAUGGAGGCACUGAACCAAGAACCCCAACCUGCACCGGUAGAAGAGGGGGAGGCUGAGGAGUCACUGGCGAUCCUUCUGGACUUACAGGAGGGGGCUCUUACUGGAGCGGUGGAGCCUCCACAGUCGGAGGCACAAGGGGAGGAGCCAUCACGCCUGGACGAGUCGGUUGCUGCCAUGGAAGUGGAUAUGCCACCAGAAGAGCCUCAACAGCAGGGGACCUCGGAGCACGAGCCAGAGAUGGGGGAGUUGAGGGCGCAGCUGGGCUCGUGGGCCACUGGGAUCGAUUCGGGAGGACCAACUAUUGAUCAGCCACAGCAGGAAGCCAUGAGCCAGCCCACUAGGGCCGCUACCUCCCAGACUCCGAGGCCUCGCGAGAGUGAGGAAGCGGCCAUGGCAGAGGAAAUCCGCAAGGGAAGGUCGUUGAGGUUGGAUACCCCUGAGUACCAACCCGAGGGAGAGUUGCAGCGAGGGGAGUCAAGUGCCCAGGAAAUUGGAGGGAGAGCUAAAGGACCGUGGCACCUACCCCAGAGUCAUGAAGCGAGCAAGGAGGAGGAAGAGGUGCCUCCGUCAUCAGGAACCCAGAAGAAGAAGAAAAGAUUUCAGAGAAAGUCGGAGGCCAUGUGUUUCUAUUUCCUGAAUGGUGCACAUAGGGCUCUAAAGUGUCCUAAGUUCCUUAAGGACAAGGCUGAGGGGCGGGUUACUGAGGAAGAUGAGGAAGGCAAAAAGCCUUCACAGGUCUCGGUUAGGGCCCGUGUCCCCAGUUAUGACCCUGCUUACCAGGGUGUGGAGGCGAAGGUGCCCGUCACCGGCUCUCAGCUUCGGCACCAUCGUCCCGUAGGUUACGGGGAGAGCUGUUGCGGCUCUGUUGUGGUGUGGUCUUCGUGUCCGCACUCACAACGGCGCGUUGCGUUUGUGUUGAGGGGGUGUCAUGACUUGGUGAGGACGCUCUGCGCUCUUCACCAUCCGAGCGGCGCCAUUGAGCGGUGGCGCAGGUGGCCUCGGCCAUGCACGCGCUGCUUACCCGGGCUGUGUUGGAUUGUGCGGUGCCUUGCCGUUGGAGAUGGCCUACGCAGGGAAGUUCACCUGCAAUCCAAACAGCCGGACUUCGCGGCGUCUCGGCAGCUGAUUGCACGUUCCACGAUUGUUCGACGUUCUUUUGGUAGGCUGUCCGGCGUGACUGGAUCGGUGGGCAUGCUGAGACGUCGGCAGAAGCAGUUGACCUCGGGGCCGCCCAUAUCGAGCCCUGCGAAGGCACAGGCGGACGCAAAACCGAAGAGGCGGGAUCGGUCCCGCUCCCCGGCUGGUCGUAAGGUGCAGCCGCUUAAAGACGAAGACCGAUGGGUGUCCCUGCAGCGAAGACGCAUUGAAGAAGAGGAUUUGCAGAAUAUGAUGGCCGAGGAGGGGCUGGCGGAAGGCAGGGAGGAUGCGGAAACCCGCCAGCCUGCCCCGGACUUGGAUGAGCCCAUGAUCGGGGAGGAAGGUGGGGACUCGACGGAUGACAGGGGCGGAGCGAUGGAUGAGGACAUGGAUAUCAAUGAGGGGAUGGAAGCAGAUAUGGAUAUUACUACAACGGUGAAGGGAUCGCUACAGGAAAUAUUAGCUGCCGGGGAGUGUUAUGUCUGCCCGGUGAUGCUAUGGUGGGCGGAGCAAGGCAUUAAGGUGGUCACGAAAGGCAAUACGGAAUUUUUCAUCUAUGCUGCGCGCUCCCUCCCCAAGAACCCGAAUAUUAUCAGACAGGGCAAUGCUCUGAUGCGCAGGUGUCUGCAUGAUAGGUUGGCCGGUAGUUACCGUGCCCACUUGGCCACAGGACAGGAGUAUGCCGACCGCCUUAGUGCGCUUAAUUGUGGCCCCAAGGAUGAGCAGACGGAAGAGGAAUGGUGGGUGGAGCGAGUGGAGGCCGUGCGGGAGUGGCAAGAGUGGGAGACGGUGGAAACUGCACGCUGGGGGCGCAGAUCAAAGGUGGGAUGGACUGUGGUGGGUGAGAAGAUGUCUCGACGCUUUUUUAGAGAGCUGGGAAAGAAGCAGGGGAUUGCCCUCAUGACGGCAAUGGACGCCCCCUUUGACUUGCGGCAGGCGAGGCAAGAGACCACGUUGGGGAUUUUGGACUGUGUAACGGGCUUCUACGCAGAUCUGUUUACGGAGGAGGAGGAAUGGACUGUGGAGCAGAUGGCGACGACCCCGCUGGAGCACAUUUGGAGGCACGUCCCGCCUGGCCUCACUAAGGAGCAGGCGCAGCCUUUGGAGAGGGACAUCACGCUAGAAGAGGUUCUUAGGGCGAUUGGAGAGCUACCAAGACUCAAGGCGCCGGGGGUGGACAGAGUCCCUAUUGAAAUGUAUAAGGCCCAGAGUCAUUUCUUUGGUCCACUCCUCAUGCGGGCCUUUAAUGACGCCUUGCACGCGGGACACCUCCCGGAAGGCUUUGCAGAUGCUUUUGUGGUGCUGAUCUAUAAGAAGGGUGCCCGUGAGGACGUCAGGAAUUGGCGCCCGAUAUCAAUUCUCAAUGCUCCCUACAAGAUCCUCGCUAAGGUACUGUCGAACCGGCUUAAUGAGGUGCUCCCUUGUAUUAUCAACCCCACUCAAGCGGGGUUUGUUCCAGGGAGGCAGAUUGUUUCAAACAUUAUGCUGGCUAGACAGAUCCUUAGGCACCAGGAGCUCUGCGAUCAGCCGCUGGCUUUUGUUACAAUUGAUCUUGAAAAAGCCUAUGACCGGGUGAGAUGGGAAUUCCUCUUUCAAAGUCUGCAUCGGCGGGGCAUUGGGGAAACUUUCUGUAACUGGACUCGACUGCUCCUGACUGCAGCACGUACGUGUAUGCAAGUGAAUGGGGUGCGCUCUGGGUUUUUGCAACUUACCAGAUCAGUGCGGCAGGGAUGCCCGCUUUCACCUGCUCUGUAUGUCAUCUACAUAGAGGCCCUACACGACCUCCUCCGAGGGGAUGAAGCUUUGCAGGGACUGCAGUUGAGACCAGAUAUGAUCCUCAAGUCCACUGCCUUUGCAGAUGACACCGGCGCAGUCAUCCCUCCUACCACACAGCAAUUAAGGCGCCUCCAAAUGGAUCUGGAUUUAUUUUCACUAUACUCAGGAGCCAGGGUGAAUAGGCGGAAGUCGCAGGCCAUCCUCCCACAGGGCUAUGUUGCCCCUGAAGGCUGGGAUGUGCCUACCUUGGCGGAUGGUGAAAACCUGUGUUUUUUGGGGGCCCUGAUUCAUCCGGUGGGAGGGGGUGCUCAGCAGAUGAAAGGAUUGGCGGCGGCAGCAAUUUUGAGGCUAGGGCGAUGGGCGAAGAGGACGCAUCUGGGAGUUUUUGGCAAGGCCCUUGUCCUUAAAAAUUCGGUGCUGUCCACGAUGUGGUAUGCUGGGGCCAUCCACAUGCCGAAGAGGCGGGUUUUCCGGCAGUUGCGGGCAGCGGUGCAUAGAUACCUGUGGGCGGGAGAUGUGGAAGCGGAGUCGGUAAUCCCUAGGGUGGCUUGGUCAAAGCUCACCCAGCCCAGGAGUCAAGGGGGGCUGGGGAUCUUGGACCCAGAACUGCAGAUGACGGCGCUUCAGCUGCGUAACCUGCUGUGGUUUUUGGUGGGGACGACGGGCACAGCGUGGAAGAGCCUUACCGCUCAGCAUUUGGCCCUGGUGCUUGGCAUGAUAGAGCAAAUGGUCUUAGUGGCAUUGGCCAGCCCAAGUCUCAUUAGCCAUGUCAAGAGGAACCAGAUUUGGUCUGUUGCGCUGACUUUGUGGAAGAAGAUCCAAUUACAACAGGAGUUACCGGUCACCGCGGACGAUGUCUAUAAUCAACUCCUCUUUGACAACCCCUGCAUAUGUGACGAUACGGGUGAUCCAUUCCCAUGGCAGGGGAAGCCUGGAGCUUUUGGGAAGCAUUGGGCGGAAUGUGGGGUUUUUAAGAUUGGGCACCUGUAGAACGAGGAAGAGAGGGAUUGGAGGAAAGAGGUUGAUAUGGCGGUGCGGCUCCUUCACAAGUUCCGGAGGCGGCAACAC
Molecule: messenger RNA, 5685 nt
Organism: Chara braunii
Lineage: Eukaryota; Viridiplantae; Streptophyta; Charophyceae; Charales; Characeae
Source: the annotation of a GenBank genome assembly